AUGAAUACGACGACAUUAAUUUAUGAUGAUGAUCAUAGUAUUUUAGAUAUGGAUAAAAAUAAUAAAGAUUUAAAUUACCAUCGAAAGUACAAAAUGGCCAGAAAGAAAUUUAUAUUAGAUUUAGAUGAUCACAACAAUUAUGUCGAUAAUAAUGGCUGGUUCAAUAAAGUAAUAGACGAUUGGAGUCAAGAAGAUACAAUUGAUUGGUUAAUCUAUGCUGCAUUAUAUUUAGGACAGAAUUAUUCUUCAAUUCAACAUAGUCUUGCAAUUAAUGGUCGAGAUCUUUUAUUAUUAACUAAAUGUGAUUUUGAAAUGCAUGAUUCUACAUAUGGUGAUAAAUUAUACGAUUUAUUGCAUUCCCAAAAAAAUCACAAUAGCCAUCCACGGUUUAUUUCAAAUAACGAAAAGUCCAUCGAAGACAGUGAUAACGACAAACACUUCGAUUUAAUAAAUUCAUCUGUGAUUUUUAUUCUUUGUAUGCUUCAAGAUGCAGAGUCUGACAGCAGUAUCGAUGUAACUCGACGAAAGAAUUAUUCCGAACGAUACAAAAUUUUUAAAGCCAAAAAAAAUCAACCAACACAAGGCAAGCUAUGGGAGUUCAUAAGAGAUUUAUUACGAAAUCGGGAAACAUGUCCAAGUUUAAUUUGCUGGGAAGAUUAUUCUCAAGCAAAAUUUCGAUUUGUAAGAAGUGAUGAAGUUGCAAAACGAUGGGGAUCACGUAAAGGGAAUACUAAAAUGACGUAUGAAAAAUUGAGUCGGGCAAUGAGAUAUUAUUACAAAAGCAAAAUCUUUUUGCCUGUAUUAGGACGUCGACUUGUUUAUCAAUUUGGCCCCAAUGCUAAAGGCUGGCAAACGGAUAAUCCUAAUUUUCAUCGUUAA
Cotesia congregata is the source of this 879-nucleotide messenger RNA. The record is from the annotation of a GenBank genome assembly. NCBI's taxonomy places the organism in Eukaryota, Metazoa, Arthropoda, Insecta, Hymenoptera, Braconidae.